AGCCAGCUUAGUAGACGCCACCAGCCUCACACCCACACUGACUCACGUCGCUUUGUGUGUAGCGGACAUCUUCAGACUACAGAGAUGGACAAAAGACUAUCCACUUUACUUGUUAUCGGCGUAGUGCUACUGGGGAUACUCACCAUAGUGAUAUUAGCAGUGACCUUAGCUAGCAAUGGCACUGGGCAUAAUAACAAACCUCCCGUCUUACCCGAACGUCUGAACUCCAACCAGUGCCCUGCGGAUUUCGGGCAUCGACCUGUACUGCUGGUGUCAUUGGAUGGCUUCAGACCUGAUUAUCUCAAGAGAGGACUCACACCUACUAUACAGAUGCUGGUGAAAGGUGGUGUUAGUGCACCCUACAUGGCGGCCUCCUACCCCACCGUCACUUUCCCAAACCAUUAUACUAUCGUUACGGGAAUGUAUCCAGGGAGUCACGGAAUAAUAGACAAUUACAUGUAUGACCCGGUAUUCAACAAGACUUUCAGCCUGGGGGGUACAGAGAAGAAUAAUGGAACCUGGUGGGGCGGAGAACCUAUCUGGAACACUAUGACGAAGCAGGGGAAGAAGAGUGCCACUUAUUUUUGGCCGGGUUCAGACGCGGACAUCCAAGGGACUCACCCCACCUACUGGUUUCCCUACAGUGUCGGUGACCCCUUUGAGGAUCGAGUGCAGAAGGUGCUGGAGUGGUUGUCGCUGCCUGCUGACGACAGACCUCACUGGAUAGCUCUCUACUUCAACGAGCCUGACCACGAAGGACACAAUAUGGGCCCAGAUUCACCUGAGGUGGACAAGCAGCUGGUGAGGGUAGAUACCCAGAUAGCCAACUUAGUGGCAGGCAUAGUAGAGAGGAACCUCGUUCACUGUGUCAACUUGAUUCUGGUAGCUGACCACGGCAUGGCUCAGGCGGGAGCUGACAAGAACAUCCAGCUGACCAACAUCUACCCGAAGCUCAACGAUGUCGCCGAGAAAGUGAUUCAUGGAGCAACCAGCAGGAUCAAGACCUAUAAUGAGAGCCAAGAAGCAGUCUUGGACCUUCAGCGCCUCCUGUCGUGCAAUCGGAAGGAACUGAGGGUAUUCAUGCGGGAGGACCUGCCCAAGAGGCUUCACUAUUCCACCCACCGGAGGAUCGAACCCCUUAUAAUAGAUCUCGAUCCCGGAUUCUACACUCUAAACUCAAAAGAAAAUUCGUCCAAGACCAGAACCUCACUUAAAGGUCACCACGGGUACGACUACUAUUUCCCAGAGAUGAAUACCUCUCAUCCCCACCCACCAUUGGUCCCUCACAAAGACCGCCACCCUCUCCUCCACCCGGGGGCUCCAGACUUCCAGCAAGGAGUGGAGGUAGAGGCCUUCCAGAACGUCGAACUGUACAACCUGAUGUGUUUUCUCACCAACGUCACCCCUGCCCAUAACAACGGCACCUGGGGCGCCCUCCAUCACCUGUUGUCCAUACUCCCUCCCCCGCUAAAAUACACCCCUCAGCAGGUCAAACCCCCAACGCUGAGUUACUCCAAGGACGCCACUAAGUCACGGGACUUCACGAUCAGUUGUAAGCGUGACCUGAUCCCCUCUACGGCUUGGCACUCGGCACUGGCACUGACGGCAGAGCAACAGAAGGAAGCAGAGACACGACAUGCACCAUGGGGGGUUCCUUUCUCUAUCUGGUCCGCCUCCUCCCGCCUCGCCCUCCUCCACCACCACACACACCUCUCAGGGUACUCGCGGGCGCUGAAGGUACCACUGUGGACCAGCUUCACAGUGAACGAGAUUCCAUUACACAUUGAACCCGCGUCGUGGUCCAGUGAUCCUCGCCUUCAACCCAGAGACUCGCCCCCCUGUACCUUCAAUCACACCAACAAUCUUACCAUGGCACCACUCUUCCCCUACAGGUAUGUGGGCGACGGCGGCUCUAACCUCACCAGCCUGCGUCAGGUACCCUACAUGAUAACUAACGCCCUGGUCAUGAGCGAACAGCUAAUGCACAGAUGGAACUAUCUACUGUGGAACUUGUUUCCCAGCUGGUACAAGAAAUACGGCGUCCUCAACGUGGUGUCAGGACCCGUGUUCGACGCUGACCACGACUCCAAGCACGAUGAACUGCCCUCUCUCAGCGUGCCAGCAAUACCGACGGACAUUUUCGCCGUGGUGACCAGGUGUCUUGACCCGGUGACCUCGCUUGACCAGUGUGGCCACCUGCGUGUAGACGCCCAGGCGUUCAUCUUCCCCCAGCUGCUGCCAUCCAUCAACUGCCUGACUGACCGCCGCUUCACACAGAUGUACAGCGCCAAGGUCAGGGACGUAGAGGUGGCGACUGGCCUCACCUUCUACUCUCGCCUGACCCACUACAGCCGUCUGGGGGUCAUCUUGAGGAUUAAUCCUGACCUCUGGGAGUGAGAAGGGUGAUGACCACGCUACAUCCUGACCUCCGGAAGUGAGAAGGGGGUCACCACCCUUCACCCUGACCUCCGGAAGUGAGAAGGGGGUCACCACCCUUCACCCUGACCUCCGGAAGUGAGAAGGGGGUCACCACACUACAUCCUGACCUCUGGAAGUGAGAAGGGGGUCACCACCCUUCAUCCUGACCUCUAGGAGUGAGAAGGGGGUCACUGUGCUUCAUUGCUUCAUCCCAGUUACCUGUUGAUGGUUUUUGUGAUGCGUUGGUGAUAGUAUAUGCAAUGAGACUAGUUGUCAUAUGUACCUUAAUAAUGGUGGUUAAUUAUUUCUGUUUACCGAGGAAGUACAGAUGCAGGUGUAGGUAAAAGUACAGGUACACAAAUACAAAUUAACCCUUGUUGUGUAUUUUAAUGGCGAUGAUGUUCAUUUUAUUGAUGUAACUAUCUAACAUUAUAGGUACAAACUACAGUACAAAAAGUCAUAUAGUAUAACUAGUCAGUGCACUGUGCCUUACUGAAUGUUUAAUAUGUUGUAUUUUAUGUUAAUCGCCGAGAAACAACAGGUAUAGGUGUAGAUUAAAGUAGAAGUACAGAAAAUUACGCACAAAUUACUUAUGUGACAUAUUUUUCAGAAAAAUACAACCCCGGAAAUAAUGUUGCUGGUACUCUUAGUGAUAAUUUUUGGUUAGUAUUCAGUUAGUGGUCUUCUGUCUUUGCUGACCUCACUGAUAGAAAGUUGUUCUCCCUCGAAAGGGAUAUUUUACUUUCUCGUGCGACUUAACGCGACCAGUGGGUUAAUUCUUCGACAAUCUGUUUUAUGUACAAAUGAUAACUGUGGUUGGUGUAGUAUAGAUAAUUAUAUACUGUAGA
Homarus americanus (American lobster) is the source of this 3266-nucleotide messenger RNA. RefSeq names its product ectonucleotide pyrophosphatase/phosphodiesterase family member 1-like. Lineage: Eukaryota; Metazoa; Arthropoda; Malacostraca; Decapoda; Nephropidae. Gene Ontology annotation, molecular function: hydrolase activity; metal ion binding; nucleic acid binding. The transcript has 15 exons. The record is from RefSeq and is a predicted model, not a curated record. The coding region runs from base 85 to 2397 and encodes 770 amino acids.